Molecule: messenger RNA, 4814 nt
Organism: Paramuricea clavata
Lineage: Eukaryota; Metazoa; Cnidaria; Anthozoa; Malacalcyonacea; Plexauridae
Source: the annotation of a GenBank genome assembly
GAAGUACCCAACUGUAGAGAGAAGACAUCAUUUGAUCCAUGGGAGAAAGUCUAACCAUGAAUUACCAGAUGAUAAUCAUGUCAUUAAAUCUGUAUUUGAAAAAUUGCAAAUUGGACGUAAAACAGAAGAGGUAAAAAGCAAUUCUGGAGUUGUUUGCCUCUAAGGAUAAACAAUUUAUUGCAGAUAUAAAAACAUUGUUUAUUCUCAUGUGAAACUUUAGUGUUUAAAUGUUUGUCAAAAUAUUAUUUUAAUGCUUUAUUAUAAAGCAUUUUAUAUUAUUUUGGUUAGGUCACCAUGUUAAUUAGUGCUGUUACAGAUGCUUCUUUCAAGUACUGAAGGAAUAAACAGCAUUUCUGUAUGUUACUAGCUGUUAACCCAUUGAGCCCUAGUGCUGUCCCCUUGAUGAGUAAAAUUUUAUGGCAUAAUGAUGAGUAAAAUAAAGUCGUUCAUGCUUUUUUCAUAUAUGCCAGUAUGUCACCAUUGUUUAUUAUUUUGAUGUAGUUUAUGGAAGAGUAUGAUGGUUGUCAGCAGAGCAAAGGAGAACCUGUUUUAAAAUUGGACUUCAAUGGUGAAAUAUUAUGGCCAGUUAUUGCAAUUCAAAAGGUUGUUGCAUUGUUAGAUAUAUAAUAUUAAAAGCCUUGUAUUAUUUAUGAAUUUGAAUUUUCAGAUAUUUGAAUUUGAAUAUUUGAAUUUUUCUUUAGUUUAAUUUGAUUUUUAUCUGUGUUUGUCUGGUUGAAAAAAAAGAAUUUGACAGCAACACUCCAUUAGUAGAAAUGUAAGUUACAAUAUCAUUCCAUAAUUGUGUAUGCAUUGUGUACCUAUUUUUAUAUUUUGAAAUAGUUUUCAUCUAAUUAACACCUUUAAUUAAAUAAAUAAUAUUUACAGCUGUGAGAUGGUGCAAUUACAGAAUAAAGACUGUACAGAAGCCCAACUUCUUGGUUUUUCCUAUGAUUUUGGCAUAACCGUAAUUUGUCAUCAAAAUGCUGAUGCUAUAUGGUCCUAGCCAGUGUGUGUAUGAAAGCCAUUCACCCCUGAUAAUAUUUAAAAUGGCAGACGUCCACAGGGGAAUGCCUUUCAUAAAUGCACUGGCUAGGACCAUGGCGUCAGCAUUUUGAUGACGAAUCAUGGCAUGGCAGCGGUUAUGCUUUUUUGGCCGAGUCAACCUUCUGUGUGUCUUUAUUCUGUGGUCCAAUGCUCUUUGCAUGCCUGUAAACGCAUCCUGAAUGCUUUAUGUAAACAUUUUAAAUAAUGCCUGGGGAUGAGGCAGGUUCAUUACCAAACAAAACAAUUACAGUAUACUACAAAUCUGCAUGUCCAGUGCAGGGUAGUACAAUACUGUGGAAUAACAUUUUAGUACCAAUAGGGCAUAGUUGCAUUCAUCAAGGGUGGGUAGUAGCGAAGUAGUUGUAGUUUGCUACUGUAGCGAACUACAAUUUUCAAGUAGCCAGUAGUUUUUGACUACUUUUUCAAAACAGUAGCUGUAGUUAUAGCGAACUACAUUUUGCCUAAAAGUAGCCAAGUAGUUGACUACUUUUCAAACAGCAAAUCGCUUUUCGCUACUUUUUAAAAUUGUUAGCAACUUGAUAGAAUAGAAUGUUAUUAAGACACAGUUUGCUUAAAAUCAACACUCAAUUUGCACGAAUAACGUAUGCCGUGCAAAUGUUCAAACUGUGCAAGUGCAUGCCGUCUUAUUUACUCGCUUAAGUCGAUUUGUUAUAGGUUACAUUACAGCCUGAGCUAUAGUAAAUGUUCCAAUUACAGUAAAAUUAAAAAAUAUUGAGUAGCGAAAUAGUUGGCCACAUUUUUUAAGCAGUAGCUGUAGUCAGUAGCGAACUACUUUUGUUAAACAGUAGCAGUAGUUGUAGCUGACUACAUAUUUUUGAAGUAGCUGUAGUUAUAGCGAACUACAAAAAGUUUGUAGUCAACCCACCCUUGGCAUUCAUUCACAUUACAUUACAGUAUAGUAUAUGGCAGUGUAGCCUGUGCACAUCCUAAUAUGUCAGUGCAGUACAGUACAAUUCAAAAACACAGCACAAAUUUGAUUAAUUUAAUACAUAUUUUAUAAAGGGUAUAUAAUUAUUAUUUAUAGACCAGCUAUAUCUAUUGGGUAUGCACUGAUACACAAUAUGAUUGAGUUCCUGGAAUUGGUACCGACAGAUAGCAAUGCACAGGUACAAUAUGACAUUGACACUCCUUCAUCUUUUAGUUUUGAGUAUUUCAUAAUGCAUAAUUUAUUGCACAACCAGCAAACUGGUUAAAAAGCUGUGUGGUUAUUUUUACAUUUUCUAGCUUGCUUCACAAAUUCAAGAGCUUGGCAUACUGCUAAAAAUCUUGAUGCCAUUCGGUUCACCAUCUGAUACCAACUUUAGUGUCAUGAAAAGUUUCUUACUUGGGAAAGAUAUAGGGUGGUUACCAAAAUAUAGAGUAAGUCAUGUUUUCUUAGACGUACUACAUACAAACCUAAAGUGCAUAGGUUGUUUAUGGGCAUACAGUGUGUUAGGAAAACAUGCAAACAAUUGCCUUAACUUUCCUUAAUAUUUUUAGUUAUCAGCAUGGCGACCUUUGGCUGGCAGCAAGACUAGAAAUCAGUUACACUUCACGAUACGAGAGCAAGUCAAUGCAGCAAUAUACAAUGACUCGGAGAAGACUGUGUAUAAAGAUAUGUGUCGUGUUUAUGGAACUGUUUCAUGCAAGGUAGUUCCGAUUAUAUAAUACUGGUCAGGUUCCACCCCAACCCCUCCCCCAACACCCAACCCCUCCCCCAACACCCAACCCCAGUAGCCCUAAUGUGGCCUAUUCUGUGGUGUAGCCCCAAAUAACGGCAUAAAUGUUUUCCCUUUUCAAGGCUGAUAUCGAAGGUGUUCCUGAAGUCUCGCUAAAUUUCUUCUCCAAGCCAAAUAUCCACAUUGCUUUUCAUCCAUGUUUACAAUGGGUGGACAUUACUUCGAAUGGGAGAUCAGGCUCUGUAGGGGACUCAUCACCAGACUUCUACCGAACUGUAGAACAAGUCCCAGUCUCCAGAACUGUUUGUUUCACUCCGCCACAUGAAAUGUUUCCACUUUGCCAUAUGAAUGGUGACUCGCAACUUCCCGUGAAAGGUGUUUAUCAGUUGAAGACUGAGGUAGGAUGAUUGGAACUGGAUUGAAUAAUGUCCAAUUUAUACGAAUGAUCCAAUGUGGACAAUGAUAGUUUGUCUCAUAAUUCGUUUGUGUAUAAGCGCGGCUAACCGACUUGCUUGUGUGUGCGUAGUUCAUCUUGACAGACGAUUCGACUACCGUAUAUUUACUUGAUUGAGCGCCGCCCCCGAUUGAGCGCCGGCCCCGAAUGAGCGCCGCAUCUGAAAGUCUAAAAAAUUAAAGAGCGCCAUGGCGCUUAAACGAGUAAAUACGGUAUGUCAACGAGAUGUGUUCGAACUGCUUUGUUCCCAGUUGGUGACAAGCCUGGAACAGGUUGUUAUCAUCUUGUAACAUUAGGUUGAAGAGGACAACAGACACACAACAGGUACAAGUUGUUCCAACAAGUCUGAUAUCGUCUAGCAGUUGUUAACACGUUCGUGACAAUAAGCUCGUAGAAAUUUGUUACAAACAGCUUGUAUUACUGUGGUCUUGUUGGAACAACUUGUAUCAAGUCUGCUACCAUCAUCAUUCCAUCAACCUUGUAACAAGGAGAUAACAAUUUGUUCCAGACUUACAAGUCACAACAAAUUGUUCUCUGGAACAAGGAUCAUGUAAGGUAUAUCAUGUAGGUUCAUUGAGGAUUUUAUAAGAUUUAAAGAUAUUAUUUCUUCAGAGAGAGGUCACACAUGUUCAAAUCCAACUUCAACUGAGCGAGGGAGUAAAGAAUUCAUUUGAAUAUUUCGAAAUCCACAUCCCAUUUUUUCACAGGCAAGUAAAAGUUCGAUAUUCUAUGCAUUCUUCAAUUACCCUUAUCGGUGAAAGACUGAUUUGUUCGUUAAUUGUUCAAUUAGUAAGUUAAUUGGUUGAUUAGUAAGUUACACAAUUUGUUCUAUUGAAAGAAUAAAUGGGAUUUAUAGAAUAAAGUUCUAAUUUCAGUGGACCGAUCAAUAAAUGGGACUUUGCCAAUACGUGGGGAACAGUUCUUGUUUCGCCAGAGAAAAGAAAACUUGUUUGGAGUUUAGGUUUGUUCCGUGUAUCGUUAAUACCCUAAAUUUUACAAGUAUAUACCUCUGUAUCAUGUGUACAUCUAUAGACCUCUUGACUUGGCUGCGUUUUUCUAGGGCAGAGAUUUCCAAAGUCGUUAAAAAUCUCGCUGAAUGCCACUGUGUUGCUUGCUGAAGCUGCUACAACAUCUGAACGAAGUAAUUUGAAGGAGAAUCCUUUCUGUCACGGCCUAAAUACAUAUAUCCAGGUACACUAAUGCCAGUCGUGUACGCUGGUGGUCGUAUAAUAAAUGGGUCCCACCCAGUUUCGUAUACCUUGCACCCAAAAGCUUAUCCGUUAAAUUAAAUUGAAAUCUCUAUUAUUUAGAUAUUUUUUAAGUCAACAAAUACUUCUGUAAGUGGAAUCACUAUCGAUCCAAAAUCGAUAAAACUUAACCCAAGCUCGUCUCCAAAAGUGCAUGUCGGUAAGUACCAUGGAUUAUUAACAGUCUCGGAAAUAAUAUAACAAAUUUGGUCAAUAUGUGUAAGAUUCUUGGACCCAUCAACCAUAGGUAAACUGCAACCGAACCGCAGUUCUAGGAAUUAUUACCAAUAUUUUUCAUUUGUAUUUUCAGUGAAAGAUUUGGUAUCUUCAGAUUAUAAGAUAUGGAACUCGCAUGGUGACGCCCUAGUGGCAUUUCCGCCUACAUUAUGA